UCUCUCAGUCCUGCGAGCCCCGUUUGCAGCAGCGGGAGUGCAGAGCCCGCGGGGAGCGGGGCGAGCCCCGCGGAGCAAAGCGGCAUCCCCGGGCCGGGGCGCCCCCUCCACGCACAGCAGGGACCCGGGGGCCCUCAAGCCUGUAUCCGCUCCGGGCCCCGCAGCCCGCCCGAGGGCCAGGCAUUGCUUUUCUGCCUCGGGCCCUAGGGGCCAGCCAGCCCCCGCGGCUUCCCCGCGGCUGCCCGGGCACAGCUCUGCAGCACGCCAGGGGUUAACCGGCGCUGCGGGGAGGAAGCACACGCUAGCGCGCAGCAAUAGGUGGCGGUGUGCACACGGGGCAGGGGGAGCAGACCGCACUCCGCAGUCACUCCCCUGCAGGAGCUGGGUCCGGUUCUUUCGCCCCGGCGCCCGUGUCAGAACCAAGAUGCUGGACCAGAUCGCGCUGCUGGCCGCUGUGACCGUCCUGGGAGUCCUGGAGCAGGCCUAUUUUGCGCUGCAGGUGAUCUAUGCCAGACGGAAGUACAGCGUCUCCCCCCCGGAUACAGCAGGCCCACCAGAAUUUGAGAGAGUCUUCAGAGCUCAGGCGAACUGCUCCGAAUACUUUCCAAUCUUUGUGUCUGUCCUAUGGGUGGCUGGACUCUUCUUCCAACAAGGUGUGGCUGCAGUCUGUGGGCUACUCUACUUGUAUGCUCGGUACCAGUACUUCCAGGGAUACAGGCUGUCUGCCCAUGGAAGAUUGGAGCCCAUGUACUUCAGUGCCAAAGUUCUGUGGAUUUUGAUUGGUUUGUCCAUGGCUGGGCUCUUGGGUCACUUCCUGUCUCUGAAUUCUUUUGUGGGGAGAAUGGAAAUUCCAAGCAAACUGCAACUGCUCUUCCGGUGGUAAACAGCCCAUGACUGCUGAGUUGUGGGUUUAGCUCAGCAUCUCCCAUAACUCCUCCAGGCUGAUGAGAAUUUAACCUUCACUUUCUCCACAGUUCAACUAAGCAGUUCAAAAGAGAGCUAAAAAGCACAAGCGCGCUGUGGCUGAAGAGACUUAAAAUACUCCCCAACUUACGUUCAGCCACUUGUCCCCUGCAUCAAUUCUCUUCCUUUAAUGAGGGGGAAGAGGGAGAAAGUGGUUCUCUCCCUCUCCCCACCCCAAGUUAUACACAGCAAGUUCCACUUAUCAGGAAACAGUUUUAAUCGCAAGUGGAGAAUAGAGCAACGCUACAUUCAUUUCCCUCAUUCGGCUUUUAAAACGCCUUCUCUUCCCCCACUAAAAGUUGUGCAUAUGCAUGUAGAAAAGCACAGGCUUGCUCGAGAAGCUGAAGACAGACGUAAUUAUUAGCACAUGCUUUUCUUCCUUCCCAUCCCAUGCACCCAGCUGAAACCUAAGGAUUUUGCCACUAGACUCAGCUUCUGGUGGAUGUUGCUUAAGCUAAUAAAGAGAGGAUGUUGUAAUU
Mauremys mutica (yellowpond turtle) is the source of this 1442-nucleotide messenger RNA. Its product is annotated as leukotriene C4 synthase-like. Gene Ontology annotation, biological process: leukotriene biosynthetic process. Gene Ontology annotation, cellular component: endoplasmic reticulum; nuclear envelope; membrane. Lineage: Eukaryota; Metazoa; Chordata; Testudines; Geoemydidae. The transcript has 5 exons. Gene Ontology annotation, molecular function: enzyme activator activity; leukotriene-C4 synthase activity; glutathione peroxidase activity. Bases 425 to 883 code for a protein of 152 amino acids. The record is from RefSeq and is a predicted model, not a curated record.